Molecule: messenger RNA, 949 nt
Organism: Rotaria sp. Silwood1
Lineage: Eukaryota; Metazoa; Rotifera; Eurotatoria; Philodinida; Philodinidae
Source: the annotation of a GenBank genome assembly
AUAAGUGAAAAUGAUGUAUUGAGCCUAGAAUCGUUAUAAUAUUACAAACUAUAUUUGUUCUGACUAUGCCACUAGGCGUAACUUUUUGCGGGCUUUCAUUUGGUAUAAAGUUGUUGGGGGUACUAUUUGGUCUUUAGGUCUGGAAGGGGGGGCGUAAUGGUUUUUUUACACCCUGUAUAGGACAUACUCACAAGUUUGACUUCAGUGUGAAUUUCGAAUUCUAUUUUUGACUAUUAUAUAAAAUAUAAGGACUUAUUAAGCAAAGAUUUCUUCAUUAUUCUUUCGACUGAAAAUUCACACUGAGUCAAACAAAGACUAAUAGAUAAAACAGUAAAUUCAGUUGUGUUGUUUAUAUUUCGAACACUUAUAUCUAUCUUUUGUUUAUUAUCAAUAAUUUCGACUAUGUUUAUUUUCAUCUCUAAGUAGAAAAUAAAAUUUUCACUUUUAUGAGUAUUAAUAAAUCGUAUUUUUUUUAUCAAUGAAACACAAGAAAUAAAGCUACAUUUUCAUUGAUUUCUAAUUUAAAUCUUCUGAAAUUAUUUUUUCAUAUAGAUUGAUAAUGGAAUGUUUUAAUAUAGUACAAAAAUUAAAACUAAAACGAUACGAUAGAUUUUAUUCUCUUUUUUUCUUUGAAAGUCUUAUCUCUGAACAAAAAACCAACACAAAAAUUUUAAUUAUUGUAAAAGUAGAACAAUUACAUUCAAUUGAUAUGUUUACAAAAAAUUAGAUAUUUCUUCUGAUCGUACCAAUUAAAUUACAAAUAUCUCGUGAAUUUCUUAGCAACAUGAAAUAAAUAUUUAUUUCUACUUCAUACUUUUGUUUCAUUUCAGUACCAAUGCGUGCAAGUUCUAUUGAUAUUCAUCCAAAUACAACAUGGUCAACGAAUGGUAUCACUGUUGCUGGAGGAAAUGGAUGGGACAGUAAAACCAAUCAACUCUGGCUCCCAUAG